Molecule: messenger RNA, 2097 nt
Organism: Macrosiphum euphorbiae (potato aphid)
Lineage: Eukaryota; Metazoa; Arthropoda; Insecta; Hemiptera; Aphididae
Source: the annotation of a GenBank genome assembly
AUGAUUGACAUUAUGAAUUACGACACAAUAACGGUAAUCAGUUCUGUUUGCAAAGCAAUCCUUCAGUAUUGUGCCAACUCGCAUCCGUUUGAAGAGCGUACACUCGCCCUUGAUCAACCAGUCAAGAUUGGACGUCUGUUGGCUAAAGCCAAAGUAAGUCCUCACAAUGGGAUUUUUGAUUGUAAAGUCUUGUCGAGAAACCACGCCCUGCUAUGGCACGAAAAUGGAAAAUUUUUUUUACAAGACACAAAAAGUAGUAACGGCACGUUUGUUAACAACCACAGACUCAGUAAAAGUGGUGAAGAGUCUAAACCACAAGAAGUGUUUAGUGGAGAUGUGGUCCAGUUUGGUGUUGACGUGAUCGAAAACUCUAAAAACAUAUCUCAUGGCUGUAUUACAGCUGUAUUAAAAUUAUUUCAUGCUGACGGUACAGAGGCUAAAUCGAACCCUGUUGAAAAUUUUACUAGUGAUGUAUCUACUCAAGAUUUAUAUACUAUAGAUGCUUAUAUACGAGAUGCAAUGCACAGGGAAGCCAAUUUAGAAAACAAAUUAUUUAACUUGGAAAGGCUGUUAUCCAACAUAAUUGGGGAAACAGAUAAUAGUUGGAAAGCCCUCGUUGCUGAGGAUCGUUUAUUAUCCAAAAUUGAAUUUUUAGAAAAUCAACUGCAGUAUUACAAAAAGGAUCAUGGGGAAGAUGAAAUGAAACAGGAAAUAUGUGAUUUAAAACAAUAUAAAUAUUCAUACCAAGGAAUGGCUAAAGAUUGUUUAAAAAAAGAAAUGGAAGAAAAAUUGAAAUUGAUGCAGAAAUGUCAAGAAUUAGAAAAUCUGUUGAAACAUUCCAUAACUGAACAAAGUACAUUGAUGAAGCAUCUGAAUGAUGCUCAAGAUGAAAUCAAAGAAGUGUGUUCUAAGUUAAAUACAGAAGUUGCUAAUCAUGAAAAUUGUAUGAAAGAAUUUGAUGCAUCAAAAGAAUUACAUGAAACCGAAUUAAAAACCCUACAAGAAUCAAAAAAUGAAAUAGAAAUUAACUUUAAUAAUAAAUGUGAAGAAAUCGAAAGAUUACGAGCGGAAAUAGCUAAAAUGAAUUAUGAGAUCAAUACACGCAAUGUGCUUCUUUUGACCUUACAAAAUGAACAUGAGCUUACUGAAGAUAUUUCUCUUAAUAAGUACUUUAAUGAUAUAAUGUCUUAUAUUGUACAUAUAUUACAAGAUCGUCAAACAUAUCUAAAUCAAAUGAACUCCCUACAAAGUCAAAUGCAAAAACACAUAAAACAAAAAGCUGACUUAGAAAAUCAAGUAUGCCAGUUACAGACAGAACUUGAUCUUAAUCAUGAAUUGUUAGUGAACUGUACCAAGAUUAAAAAUGUUAAUGAAACAGAUAAUACAGAUCCUGAUCAACUAAAAAUGAUUAUAUUGAAUGAUGAUAAUUUAAAAAAUAUUGAAGUUAUAUCUAAAGACAUUGAGAUUCAGACAGAUUUUUAUAAACAGAAAUCUGAUGUCAUUGAAUUUAGACUAUCUGAAGCAAAAGAUGUACUGCUGGACUGUAUAACUAACUUGGAUGAUCAAGAAUCCACUAUAAAACAUCUUAAAAAAGAGAUUUCUUGUAAAGAUAUUGUUCUAUUGUUGAUGUCUGAAUAUUUAUGUCAGUUAUCAAGUAUUGACUCUAAUAAUAUACAAAAUGUGCCAGACAUACUGCAAAAAAAUCUUUGCUCUUUUAGUAACUCAAAAGGUCUUGACCAUAGUUUAGAUGAUUUAAAAGUACCUCAAAUUGAGAGUUUAAAUACAUCCCAAACACAGAAAAAUUAUAUUGUAAACGAAGUCUUGAUACAAGAAAUCAGCUCUGAUACAGUGGACACUAAAGAAGAUUCAGUAUUUGACCAAAAUGAAUUAGAACAAAUUCGUAAUGAAUAUGAUUUAUGUCUAACAGAAAAAAACAAUCUGAAAUAUGAAUUAGAGCAAAUCACAUUGAGAUGCAAAGAGUUAGAACAAACUCCAAAUUUCCACUUGUUUUUCGCGUUACCAUCAAUAGUAUUAUUUUUAGUCUUAGUAAUUAGAUUUUAUUCUUAUUUAUCCUAUUUAACAGGAACAUCCGAAUAA